ACACUCGCGGCCAUUAACGACCCAGAUGUGGGCGACGAUACCAUUAGCGCACCACGCGCGUACACCAACGACGAGUGACGAAGAAGCUAUCUUUGGUAGGUAUGUGACUGUGAAGCACCUGCAGCCCUCGGAUACUAUACCGCCCCGCCUCGCUCCCCCCCCCCUCUGGUGUCCGCCAUCCAUACCUGUUGUCUCAGAUGAUUGGCUGGAGGGUAAACCUCAAACAGCGGGCGCACCAGCGACGAAGUCGCCUACUGGAAUACUAAUGAUGCUGUUUGGGAACGCCUAUAGAGGGUAGGGAACUGCCGUCACUAGUAACCUAACCAACAAAGCGAAACCCCAGACCCCAACUGAGAUCCGCUCUCAGCCCGUCGUCGCACACCGUACCCGAUGGCGGGGGGGGGACAUUCUUUGAUCUGGGCCGUUCCACACAUCUGACUGUUCUUUGUCCAGAUAUCGCCACCUGAGAGGGGAUUCCACAGAGGGGAUGCCCGUGCGCCUGCCUGAACUUAGGUCCCACCAAUGGAAGUCACCCUCAUGGUCUUUUUUUAAUUAUGUAGGACUGCUGCCGGCCCUGUCAGCUCAUGGCUACACUGGUAGAGAGAUAAGGCUAGCGAACGGUUGGACGCGUUCCCGACGAUGAGAUCUCCUCGGUUUGGUGAUGGUGUAUGAUUGGCUGGCGACAACUACUCAGUCGAGUGGGCUUGUACAUUUUCCAUCUUUGUCCCCUCACUGGUACUUGCACACCUGAACUUCUAUGCACCUGUGCUUGAAUGUGUUGGAAUAGACACAACAGCCCGCCUCGACUUCCGCCAACGCGUCUUCUGACCCUGCCGCCGCUUUGUCAGUUGCACACAACCUGCGUUUCUGUACGUGAAUGUUUGUAGUGGAACGAAAAAAUCCACUAGGAUCCUUCUCCUCAGACGCGUCAUGUGGGGUGCAAAUUCGCCAGUGCAACAAGCACUGUCGACAAAGGCCGGCUAGUGGCUUUUUAAGAUCACCAGAAAGGACCAUCUGCUGCUUGUUGUCGGAGAGAACUUUACUCCUACCGAUUCCGUGCAAAAACUCAUCUCAGUCGUCCUCCCAAUUCCUCUCCUCUGUCAUCCUUCGUAAGUCAAACUCGACAUCAUCCAACUAAAGCUAAGUUUCCCUUCCCGUUCAUAAUAUUUUUGUCGUUUUAAUUAUUGUUUAUGCUACGGACCAUCUGCCUCUGUUCGUCUGUGCGCUAAUUCUUAAGGAGUCUACCAGCCCAAGAUGCCGCUUCGGUAGGGUUCUGGACAAAACCAAUCGGUGCAACCAAACGACGGUAGAGACAGACAGACGGCGAAGGCGCAACCCCACUCUAGUGAGGAGGAGGAGGAGGAGGAGGAGGAGGAGCUGUAUUAGCAUAAGGCACCCACGCGCGCCCGCCCACGCCGAAAGCACUCGCGAAGGCCGACCUGUUCGAAGGGAGCAAGGCGGACUAGGACGGGGAUCGUGACCAACUGCCACUACUGCUGCUAUUACCAGUAUUAUUACUGCUGCUACCGCCAGCACCACUACUGGGGCCACCACUCUAAUCUACUAGCAGUAACGAUAGAGUGUAGGGCGCACAAGUAGGUGGCAACUCCCAAAAAUAUGCUCUAAGAUUCAGUGUGACUGUAAACAUCACUUGUUACUCACCGUUCUUAUUGCUUGGAAUGUCCUUUCUUUCCUGACUAAAUACAAACUGACCAGCGGCGCUGUGCUCAAAGUCCGUUAUUUUUUGAAAAUUGCUUUGUGUUUAUAUUUCUAGUGUCGCACUUACGUUCUUUGCCAGAUGACAGCGUACGAAAAGACUUUCGGUAGGAAUUCAUCUAUUUUUUUGUGUCCUAUUGUUCUCCGUGCUGUGUGUUGCCCCACCCGUAAAACCCACUACUACUGCUGCCACUGCUACUAAUGCUAGCACUGUCAUUGCUACUACUACCACUACCACCACUACUACUACUACUACUACUACUACUACCACCACCACCGCCACCGCCACUACUACCACCACCACCGCCACUACUACUACUACCACCACCACCGCCACUGCUGCUGCUGCUGCUGCUGCUGCUGCUGCUGCUGCUACUACUACUACUACUACUACUACUACUACUACUACUACUACUACUACUA
Molecule: messenger RNA, 2139 nt
Organism: Spirometra erinaceieuropaei
Lineage: Eukaryota; Metazoa; Platyhelminthes; Cestoda; Diphyllobothriidea; Diphyllobothriidae
Source: the annotation of a GenBank genome assembly